Ruditapes philippinarum (Manila clam) is the source of this 1410-nucleotide messenger RNA. RefSeq names its product transmembrane 6 superfamily member 1-like. The coding region runs from base 162 to 1250 and encodes 362 amino acids. Lineage: Eukaryota; Metazoa; Mollusca; Bivalvia; Venerida; Veneridae. The transcript is spliced from 9 exons. The record is from RefSeq and is a predicted model, not a curated record.
GAAUUGAAGAAUUGAAGAGUACUUGUUUUACCCGCCAUAUGUCAACUGAGAUUGACAAAUUACCGUGCUUGAAAAAAUUGCACGUAAAACUACAAGACUUGGGAUAUUACUUUAUUGUAUAGCUCUUAUAUCAGAGAUAGAGAUCAGUAUUAAGCAGAACCAUGUCAGCAUUAGUUGUUAUAUUCCUCAUUUCGUUGAUACCAUUUCCCCUGUGUUAUAUUCUAAACACUCAACAAUGGAUGCAGGAACCAGUAGUGAUAUUAGUUGUUGGGAUGGUAGUGUUGUCAUUGAUUGUGCUGGUUCCCUUUCUUCUUGUGAGGCGUAUGAAGAAACCAGAGUUUAUCCUAUAUGUAAUGGGUCUUUUCAUGUUCAGUAGUAUAAUCGACCUUAUUAUUGCCCUGGAGGCCGAUGGUUUAAUACCGGAGGUGAUGACAUUUUAUCUGAAAGAUGGGGAACCCUAUCUAUGGACACCAUAUGGAACCAUGAUCAAUUACUGGGAUGGUACGGUUCACUAUGGAAUAUGUUUGUGGAUGUUAUAUGCAAUAUCAAAAGGAUGGAGUUACAGAAAAGUUGGAUUGUUUUGGUCUGGUUCCAUCAUAAACAGUUUGUUGGUACUGGUUCCUGGCAGUGUUAUAGGAAAAUUUGGUGUCAAAGUUGCAAUUCUAUUGAAUCUUCCAUACUUGUUUGUUCCUGUGUGGAUUGCCUUCAGACUCCUGAAGUCACGUCAGCCAACAACAUUAGAUUCACAGUGUGCAGAUAGAGGAUCUAGUAUAUGGAAGAGACCACUGGAUAUUUUGUUUAUUGUUUACUUCCUCUAUGCUACAAUAGUGGAUCUGUUGAGAGGAUCAAUUGCAUUAGGAGGUCAGGAGGAUAUACUUGUAGAAUAUUUAGAGGAUCAUGAACCUUAUAUCAACAGUCCAUUUGCUUACCCUAAAGUUCAGCUGAUAGUUUACUUGAUGUACUUUGUGCCAUAUUAUGCGAGUGCAAUCUAUGGGUUAUUGAACCCAGGUCAGGUGUGGAUGUCCGACUGGGCUUUGUUGUAUGCUGGGGCUGCUGCUCAGGGUCAGUUUUCACAUAUAGGUGGAAGUAUACAUCCAAGAACAGAGGCGGAGUUUCGGGUGCCGUCACAAGCUCAUUCACAACAAAUAUUCUGGUUGUUAAACAUAUUAUUGUUUAUAAUGCCUAUAUUGUUUGCUCUUCGGCAAAAUUUAUCUGGGAAGAAAAGCAACAGUCACAAGAAAUCACAUUAAAAACUAUUGUUAUAGUUCUGUGACUUAUUGACUACAUGAUAGUUUUAUAUAAUUACCUUAUACAUGUAUCUAAUCAGUUUUAUAAUUUAGCUUUUAUCUUGCCAAUUAACCCCCAAAACGUCAAUGAUAUGUAUUUUACUAGGCUUAUUUCUUGCCAGUU